This is a messenger RNA of Prorocentrum cordatum, 1965 nucleotides long. NCBI's taxonomy places the organism in Eukaryota, Dinophyceae, Prorocentrales, Prorocentraceae. The record is from the annotation of a GenBank genome assembly.
GUUGUCAAGUUCACGGGCAAAUACACGCCGCUGCACCAGAGUCUCUAUUUCGACAUGUUCGAGCUGAUCGCAGACGUCCAGGACUGGCAGCCUUCCGGCAGCAGGAACGACGACCAGAUCGCCAUCAUCGGCAAGUCCCUGCAGGAGGUGGUCGGCAACGCGAAGCUCUUCCUGGUCGGUGCUGGCGCACUGGGCUGUGAGUAUUUGAAGUGCUUGGCGAUGAUGGGCGUCUGCUGCGGUCCCCAGGGCAAGAUCACAGUUACCGACAUGGACAGGAUCGAGGUGUCUAACCUCAACCGCCAGUUCCUCUUCAGGCAGACCGACGUCGGCAAGCCCAAGUCGGUGACCGCCGCCAAUGCCGCCAAGGUGAUGAACAUGGACCUGAAGGUGGAGGCGAUGGAGAUUCGCGUCGGCAACGACACGGAGGACGUCUUCGACGACGUCUUCUGGACCUCGCUGGAUUGCGUCGUCAACGCCCUGGACAACAUCCAGGCGCGGCUGUACGUGGACUCGCGGUGCGUGUGGUUCGCCAAACCCUUGCUCGAGUCCGGCACCCUGGGCACCAAGGCGAACGCCCAGGUGGUGCUGCCGUACCUGACGCAGUCGUACGGCGACUCCCAAGACCCUCCGGAGGAGUCGAUCCCCCUGUGCACCCUGAAGCACUUCCCGCACGCGAUCGAGCACACCAUCGAGUGGUCGCGCGACCUGUUCGAGCAGCUCUUCGUGGAGAGCCCCCGGGAGGUGAACACAUACCUCAGCGACACGGCAGCGUUCUUGAAAAAGGUGGCGCAAGAGGGCACUGGCACGUCGCAGCUCGCGCGGCUCAACGGCAUCAAGAGAAUACUGGAGCAGCGCAGCGGCCCCUUCGACAUGUGCGCCCGCUUCGCGGUGCUCGAGUUCCAGGACAAGUUCCACGAUUCCAUCGCGCAGCUCAUGCACACGUUCCCGAUCGACCACAAGACGAGCGAAGGGACCCUGUUCUGGAGCGGUCCCAAGCGGCCGCCUGCGGCGAUCAAGUUCGACGCAUCAGACGAGUUGCACUUAGAGUUCGUCAUGGCGGCUGCAAAUCUGUACGCUGCAGCUCUUGGAGUCCCAGCGUGCCACGAGAAAGAGCGGGUGCGCAAGAUGGCCUCGGGGGUGCAGCUGGGUACGUUCGUGGCCAAGGAGGUGAAGAUUAAGGUCGACGACAAGGACACAACUGCAGAGGGGUGCCAGGACGAUGACGAGGCAGCGCGCAAGAUGAUUGUAGAGAUGACGUCCCUGGGCGAGUCGCUGCAAGCGUCCAAGCCUUUAGAGCCAGCUGAGUUUGAGAAGGACGACGAUGCGAACUUCCACAUCGCAUUCAUCGCCGCUGCAGCGAACUUGCGGGCCAGGAACUACAAGAUCCCCGAGGCCGAUUUUCACAAGGUAAAGAUGACGGCGGGCAAGAUCAUCCCCGCCAUCGCCACCACGACGGCGAUGGUCACCGGCCUCGUGAGCGCGGAGCUCUUGAAACUGGUGGCGCUCAAAGAGCGCAAGGUGGAGAUGUUCAAGAACGCGUUCGUCAACCUUGCGCUGCCGCUGUGGGUCAUGUCGGAGCCCUUGCCUCCGCUGAAGACCAACAGCAAGGAACACGACCCUGUCGUCCUGGGUCCGGUGAAGGCCAAGCCCGAGGGCUUCACGACUUGGGACAAGGUGGAGCUCAACAUAGGCGACGUCACGCUCAAGCAGUUUGUGGAUUACCUCACUGACGAGGUUGGCGUCGAAGUCAUGAUCAUGUCUGCAGGGAACGCGUGCCUCUACAACGCGUACUUGCCUAAGCACAAGGAGCGGCUGAAAGAGAAGGUGAGUACUCUAUGGGAGACCGUGACGAAGCAGAAAAUGUCGCCGAAGAGGCGGUUCUUAAACAUCGAGGUGUCCGCGUCAGACCCCGACGACGGUGUCGACGUCCAGAUACCGACGAUCAAGUUCCAGUUCAGGGAGUGA